Molecule: messenger RNA, 1178 nt
Organism: Papilio polytes (common Mormon)
Lineage: Eukaryota; Metazoa; Arthropoda; Insecta; Lepidoptera; Papilionidae
Gene: Coq3
Product: ubiquinone biosynthesis O-methyltransferase, mitochondrial
Exons: 7
Coding region: 212-1060 (282 amino acids)
Biological process (GO): ubiquinone biosynthetic process
Molecular function (GO): 2-methoxy-6-polyprenyl-1,4-benzoquinol methyltransferase activity
Source: RefSeq, a predicted model, not a curated record
UGCAUUAUUGUUGACGUUAAUUGAAGUUUCUUUUUGUAUUAAAAAAAUUAUGGAUUUAGGGAAAGAUACCAUUGAAAAGUUUAAAUUUUAAUUUUUUUGUUGGUGUUUAUAUGUUAUAUCUACAUUUUGGAAUGUGUGAUGGUGACAAAGUUAAAGGGCAAUAGUGUUGAAAAUAUAUAACUUUGUCAUUUGUUCUAAAUAUUAUUUAAAAAUGAAUGUACUCCAAAGGACAGUACUACGGAUGGGAUUUAUUUCGAACAUACAAAAAUGCCAGCUUGGCACUGCAAAUGUAUGUCAACAGAAUCAAACAGAAACAAAGUCAACCGUGGACAGUAAAGAUGUACAUCAUCAUGAAGGUCUCAUGAAAACUUGGUGGGAUGAACUUGGACCCAUCAAACCAUUGCACAGCAUGAAUUUAGUGAGAGUACCUUUCAUAAGAGAUGGUCUUGUUCCGUGUUCACCAGAGGAAAGAAAUGCAGCACCAUUACGUAACAAAAAAAUUCUAGAUGUUGGCUGCGGUGGAGGGAUUCUUUCCGAGAGUUUGGCAAAAAUAGGAGCAACAGUGACAGGAAUUGAUGCUGGUAAAGAUUUGAUAGAGCUGGCCAUAGAGCACAGUAAAAUGAAUGCCAAACUAGGCAACAAUCUGCCUUCAUACAUCUGUACAAGUGUUGAGGACCAUUGUAAGGAACGUAAAAAUUAUUAUGAUGCAGUUGUUGCGUCGGAAGUGAUAGAGCAUGUCAAUAAUCAGGAACUGUUUCUGAAGAGCUGCAUUGAAGCGGUGAAGCCCGGGGGAAAGAUAUUCAUCACAACACCGAACCGAUCACGAGCCACUCAAGUCCUAGGUAUAUGGCUUGCUGAAUAUGUCUUGAAAGUUAUACCAAAAGGAACUCAUCAAUAUGAGAAAUUUUUAACAGUUCCUGAAUUAACAUUUUUGUUGGAGAGAAAUAAUUGUCACGUAGAAUCGACAUGUGGCUUAGUUUAUCGACCAUUGGCUAACAAAUGGCAGUUUACAACCUCGCAGCUGCUCGUGUUUGCGCUUCAAGCCAGGAAACUGGAAUGACAGAGACAAAAGUGUACUUUUUAUACGACCACAGACAACGUAAUGUCAUUUUCCAGUCUUUUCUAUUUUAUUUUUGUGUACUACCAUUUUUUUUUUUCAAUGAAUUAAAACAAAUUCA